Molecule: messenger RNA, 6238 nt
Organism: Paramecium octaurelia
Lineage: Eukaryota; Ciliophora; Oligohymenophorea; Peniculida; Parameciidae
Source: the annotation of a GenBank genome assembly
AUGGCUGAUGAAGAUGGCUUUUUGAGUGAUGAUGUAUUAAGUGAUGCUAAUUAAGGGUUCUUUUACGGAUAGGAAAAAAUAGAAUAAAGUUGUCCUAAAUCAAAUGGUUGAAUUAUGGAAGGACAAUGAAGAUUUUAACAGAUCUGAGUAUGUGACGAAUGGAGUUUAACAAUUAGCGAACGAUUUCAUGGAGGAAUUAGACGAAGAAUAUGAAUAGGAAUAUAAGGCAGCAAACGUACCAGAGUAGAUUUGUAUUGAUUUGAUCCAUAUGAAUUCUUUACAGAAGGCUUAUUAAUAUAGAGAUAAGUAUAUAGUCAGCUAUUAAAGUAGCUAAGAUAUCCGAUGUUGCGCGUUAGAAAAUAAAUACUAAUUUUGGUCAAAACAAUUUCAUAUACUGCUUUAAAGAUUUCAAAACACUAAUUAUUUGAGGCCUUGACUCUGGUGGUAAUCAUAAUAAAUUCCAUUUUACUUUCAAUAUAGUAUGAUGAUCAAGAGGCUAUUGAAUUAACAUUUUUAAUAUUGUAUUACAUAGAAGCGUUGAUAAAAAUAAUUGGGAAAGGACUAAUUUUUAAUUCAGGUGCAUAUUUGAGAGAUAUUUGGAAUGUAAUUGAUGCCUUGGUUAUAGUGGCUGGUUCUUUGUAGUAUUUCAUGAGUACAUCAGUUUAAUUGAGUGCUUUGAGGUCACUUAGAGUCCUAAGACCUAUAAAGGCAAUUUCAUCAAUAAAAUCGUUGAAGUAAAUUAUGACAACCUUCUUUUUAUCUUUCAAUGAAUUGGCAAAUGCCUUGUUAGUGCUGGGAUUCACCCAAGUGAUAUUUGCAAUAAUUGGAUUAUAACUAUUCUAGGGCUACACUAAGUAUAGAUGUUUUGAUGAGAUUGGAAUCCAAUCGAUGAAAAUUGAUUAGCAAUAUUGUCAUAAUUGUCUUGAUGGUUAUAUAUGCGGCAAAAUGUUGGAGAACCAAAAAAAAGGAUAUUUGAGUUUCGAUAAUUUUGGUUUAGCACUAUUGCAAGUGUUUAUAAUUAGUAAUCUGGAGGGUUGGGUGGAUAUUAUGGCAGCUAUUAUUUACACUUUUUCAGAAGUGGCAGUUCUUUACUUCAUCACAUUCAUAAUAAUCAGUGCCUAUUUUUUAAUUCAUCUGACCUUAGCAAUUUUGAAGGUAAAUUUUAAGAAAUCCAAUCAUAUUGAAGAUAAUUAGGUUGAAGAGGUGUCUUACAAUUAUAGAUAGUUGAAGAGAUUGAAUAUUUAUAAGCCGAUAAACGAUAAUAAACGAAAAUAAAAUUUCCAUAGAUAGCAAAGUAUGAGAAGAUCAAGAAUUAUCAGAUCAAUCCAACCUAAGCAACCUACUUUUAUAGAGAAUUCUGUUAAUUAAGCUGCUCAAGUCAAAUUGCCAUUUAAACCAUUACUCAUAAACGAAUAUAGUAAGCCUAAGAAACUUAAACAUCAUAAUACUAUGAUUACAUUACAUGGAAUUUAUGGGGUUAAGAAUGAUGAGUCGAAAUAGAAAAACAAUGAUUCAAAUAAUCAUUUGUACAGAAGAGCCACUUAAAGAAAUAUUCUUAAAAGAGGAACUAGUAUUUUAGAGAGCAAUCCCCUUCAAGAAUUAGAAUAAAUGCUUCAAGGGGAAAAGGAAAGAAUUCCUAGAUAGACAUUAGCCUAAUAAAAGUUAAUUAAAGAUGUGAAGUUAAUUGCAUCUUCUUUUCAGAGAACUCCUGCUUUGAUCACAACUGUAAAGUAAGCUCUUAGAAAAAGCCGAAUUGAGCAAGAGAUCAAAUAACAAGACAAUUCCUUGAGUGUUUCACUAACUGAAAUCGAGUCAGUGGCAGAUGAAAAGGUGAAGGAGCGAUUUUAAGAGCUGGAUAUUCUCUAUUAAGAAGACAAGGAAGAAAAAGUGGGGGGAGAACCCAAAAAGCAAAUCUAGACUACUUCAAAAAAAUAAAAGAAAGCGGAAUAGUUUAAACCUUAACCCCUGGAGAUUAGCAAAGAAGAUGAGAAAUUGAAGAUUAGACUCUUCGAAACUAAAUUAUAUCCAAGAGUUCUGUAUAAAGAGCAUAUUUGUGAAUCAAUCAAAGAUGUAUUGCCAUCCUUAGAGAGAGAAACUCAAUUGCUAGAACUUAAAAAGAGAGAAGAAAAACGUAGGAAUAUGAAGGUUUCAUUGCGAUACCAACUAUAAAUUCAAUUCAUAGAGAAGAAAUUUGAAAAGAAAGAUAGAAAACUCACUUAUGAUUCAUCAAAAGAAUCUUCAAAUAAAAAUAUUAAGAUUUUUCCUGACUCUGUAAAGCAGUAGUCUAAAUUUGCCAGAUAGGCUGAUUUUAUUGCUAGAUCACCUUCUUCAUUUAAUGGCAGCAAUCGUUAAAAGAUGAUUGGGAAAUCUUAUUUUAAGCCUUACAAUCAGAGUUAAAAAUACUCGUAUAAAUAAUACAAAGAGUUUUUUAAUAUUGAUUUAACAGAUCAAUAGCUACGCAAUAGAAUAGAAGAAGUUGAAAUAAAAGAACCUGAUAUAAGAAUUCCGAAGGAAGAGUACUUCCAUCAUCAUAAAUUCUAUUAACAAUUCCAUAAUUAAAAAAUAUAGGAUAUAGAAAACUUGAAUGGAGAAUUGAUAACUGAGGCUUCAAUUUUAGAGGUAAAGGCAGUUGAUUUUGAUCCUUUUAUGAUGAAUAAGUAUGAAAAGAUUAUUUAAGCCUUAAAUUAUACUCAGGAUAAUUUUUACAUUUACAUGAAAGGGAUUGUCGGGUUAUACAAAUUAGUUAGAUUUAGGAUGAAUAUUAUUUUAGGCACAAAUGCUUUUGAGUAUAUAAUUAAUCUUUUCGUCUUAGCCAACACAGUUGUAUUGGGACUAGAUGGUUUAGUUAGUAAUAAAAGUGAACUAGAAAAAUUGAAUUUGUUUUUUACAAUUUUGUUCACAAUUGAAUAGGUUUUAAAGAUAUUUACAUAUGGUGUUUCUAAAUACAGCAAAGACAUUAUGAAUAUAUUUGAUUUGUGCAUAGUUCUACUUAGUUUGAUUGACUUGUUAUUCUUAUCAUCUGGAAGUGGAUCACACUUAUAAGCAUUUCGGUCGCUGAGACUUUUUAGGGCUUUCAGAAUAUUCCGAGUAACUAAAUUAGUGAGGUAUAAAUAUCAAUAACUUUAAUUAGGAGUUUGGCAUACACAAACUUUUUGAUCUAAAUUUUGAGCAAUGCUUUCUAUUCGCUUAUGUACAUAACAUUUCUAUUAUUUCUAUUCAUUUAUAUAUUCACACUAUUGGGCAUGUCAUUUUUUCAAGGAGCCUUAACAAAUACUCAAUACAGAACUAGUUUUGAUACAUUUUUGGAUAGUUUGCUAGUAGUCUCUUAGAUUUUGAUUUUAUAAUGGAUUGAUGUUUUGUACGAAUUGUUAUUGUCAGAUGUGAACAAUUCAUUAGUGAUAAGUUAUUUAUUAAUAUGGAUAUUUAUUGGAAAUUAUGUUCUGCUUAAUUUAUUGAUGGCUAGUCUGUUGAAUUAUUUUGAAGACGAGUAUCAAUAAGAAAACAUUCAAUAAUAAAGGCCUUCGAUUACUGUGACUAUGGUGGAUAAAGUGAUUGAAGACAGUCCAGAAAAUCCUAUUUUUCAGAAGGAUAAAACUUAAUUUAGUAAUUCAAGUUCAAAUGAUAUGAGAAUGUCUACAAUGAAGAAUGCUUUUACUUAUAACUUUGAUUUUAGAUAAUGUAAGCUGUCCUUGAUGUUGUUUGAUGAACAAAACGCAUUCAGAAUAGUUUGUUAAAGAAUUAUUAAUCACAAAGUGUUUAAUUUGGUUAUCUUCUUUGUAAUAUGUUUUAGUACAAUAAAAUUGAUUUUGGAUACAUAUUUUGAUAACUUCCUUAUUGAAUUUGAUAUUUUUAUUACCUGUGUUUUUUUGAUAGAAUUUCUGCUAAAAGUAAUUGCAUAAGGAUUUAUAACUGAACCUAACACUUACAUGAGGAAUACUUGGAACGUAUUAGAUUUUACAAUUAUCAUAAUUUCAAUCAUUGACAUACCUUAUACAGAUUAGAAUCUCAGUUAUUUUAAGGUGCUCAGGUUGUUGAGAACUUUAAGGCCUUUGAGAUUAGUCAAAGAAAAUAAAUAGUUGAAGUUAUUAGUGACUACUCUAUUGAAUUCUCUUUCAGGGGUACUGAAUGUGACCAUUAUUAUCGUAUUAGUGUUUAUAAUGUUUGGCAUACUAGGUGUUAGUUUGCUACAGGAUAAAAUGCACUAUUGUGAUAUAACCUCUUAAAAUGAGUUUAAUUAUUAUGAUUAACAGGAAUGCAAGGAACUGGGUGGAGAAUGGAGUAAUAGGAAUAUGAAUUUUGAUAAUAUCUUAAAUUCAAUUCUGACACUAUUUAUCCUGAGUAGAAGAGACGAUUGGGACAAACAAAUAUAUUGGUAUAUAGAUGCAAGUGAUGAUGGUCCUGAAAAGAAUGCUUAAUUAUGGAUAAUUAUAUAUUUUCUCACAUUCAUAUACACAGGAUCAAUAUUGUUGAUGGAUUUGUUUACUGGAGUGAUUUUUGUAAAUUACAAGUUUGCUGAUUUCUCAAUGAAGGAUAAGGUGAUAUCGGCUGAUUAGGAGGAUUGGAUUAACAUUUAAAAGAUGAUCGUUGCUUCCAGUCCAAAUUUUGCAUUGUAUUAUCCUCCUCUGAAUUUCUAUAGAGCACUUAUCUUCAACCUGAUAUCAAACAGAUAUUUUGAUGGAACAAUAAUAUUUCUGAUAAUUUUCAAUGUUGUUGUAUUAUCUCUGAAUUAUGACGGUAAUUAUCAAAUUUAAUUGUAGAAUCCUCAAGCAAUUACAAUUCCAUUUUAGAGAACUUGAAUCUGUGUUUCAACUUCAUCUUCAUUGGGGAGUGUAUUCUAAAGAUAAUUGCAUAUGGUCCAAGAGGAUACUUCAGGAAUAGUUGGAAUUAGUUUGAUUUCUUUGUGGUUUUGACAUCAGCUUUGGAUAUCACUCUGAAGUUGAGUGGGGCGAGCAAUUAGAAUUCAUUCUUGUCGUCUGGCCCAUAAUUAUUUAGAGUGUUUAGGGUGUUGAGAGUAACCAAGUUAUUUCGGUUGGUGAAACAAUUGAAGGGUUUAAAAAAACUGAUUGACACUGCAACAUUUGCAUUGCCUGAACUAUUUGAAUUGAUCCUACUUAUGUUGUUGAUGUAUUGUAUCUUUGCAAUCCUAGCAGCAUUUCUAUAUUCUGAUGUGACUGAUGGGAGCAUUAUUGACGAUACUUAUAAUUUUAAGAAUUUUCAUCAUGCACUCUUGACUCUUUUUAGAUGCACCACAGGUGAAGGUUAGUAUUAGAUUAUUUAUGAUAUUAUGGAAUCUCAUGGAGCAGUCCAUUGUUUAUUCUUUGUUGUAUUCUCAAUUGCAAUUUAAAGAAUCAUGUUAAAUUUGUUUAUCUUGAUUGUCAUACAAUAAUAUGAACGAUUUUAUAUCAAUUCUGACAACCCACUUCAGAGAUUCAAAGAAUUCGAAUAAGACUUCAUAGAUGGGUGGGCACCUCUAUCUAAACAAUAUGGUGGCAGCUAUAUCAAGGUUAAAUAGUUGAUCAGUCUGGUAUUAACAAUCAAAUCUCCUCUUGGCUAUGAUCUCAACGAGAAGAUCUUGUUGGCUCUGGAUGACUGGAAGAAGUUCAAUUAGGAAGUUAAACAAACUCAAUAGAACAUUGAUAGGAUCAUCAACAUUGUAACAGCUGAUUGCAAAAAGAAAGUGGCCACCACUAUCAUGACAAUGGAAAUGACAGCCACAGAUGAUGGAUAAUUGGAAUAUCAUUAUGUCUUCUUCACUAUCAUGAAAAUGUUCCAACAAUAAUUUAUGCAAAAAACCACCAAGGAGGCUAAAACCAAAAUCAAACAGCAUGAAGAACAAACCCUGCAAAGAAUUAGAAAAAAUAGAAUUUACAUCAAUGGAGUGAAUCCCUGUGUGUAAUUACUAUAUGUGAUGAUGUGCUUUAAAGCAUUCAAGAGAUUCUCAGAGAAGGCUCAAGACAAAGCCCUACAAAAACCACAGGAAUUCAGCGAACAAAGCUCAGAUUCAUAUUAUUGUUAUUCAAGUUCCGAGAUUGCACAACGUGAACCUCAAAGCAUCAUGUCGAAUACAUCUAGAGAAUCCUAGAACCAAUUUUGCACUCCACCUGAUCUUACUGUCUAUCAGAGUGACAUCAACAUCAACAGCAACAAGACUUCCUUGAUCCAAAUUUUUAAUAGGCAACAGGUGUCCUUAAGUUAAACAAGUGAAAUCAACAGUCCCUAUAUCGAAUCAGCUAAAUGA